AGUUAUUGAACUUACAAUAAAAAAUUUCUCAUAUUUAAAGUCACAUUAAAUUUAUUUACGAGCCAUCGAGACAUGAACUCCAACUAAAAAGUUCACGGGAGCUAAAAAGGGAAGGAUGAAAAUAAAUUCAAAUACUGAAUGAAAGUACUCGAAACUUGGACACUUACGUUGCUAAUAUUGUAGUUUGCAAAGUCAUAUUGAAGCUGAAACGAGUGGAUUAUAAUUAUUAUUAAACUGUACUUUCCUUGGAAUAAAACUCGUCAAGUUCUGAAGCAAUUACUUGAAGAAAAAUUAACACAUUAGCACCAAAUGCUAGCCAAGAUCGUACCAGUAGGUGAUAAAGACAGAACCUACUGCGCUUUCACUUCAUGGAACAGCUUAUUAUUACAAAGAACACUCAGUAAAAUAAACGUUGUGCAUUACUGGUAACGACAGUUCAAUAAAAACAUGUGAUGUGUAAUGAAGAGCGAUAAGCAAUGACCUAGAUCACUAAGUUCGCAAUAGAUAAUAAUUCAAAUAAACUUGGCAAUCAUUAGCCAGCGUUGAUUCACCAGUUAAAGCUAAACAAUCCAUCAGCUUCCUCAUACUCUUUAUUCUAACAAAUAAAACAUCAUUAUCAUCAGCAAUACUGCGUGAUAAAAUCGCUAAUGUUCGCUCACAGAUCCUCGUUAAAAAUUUUUAAGCAAUUGAGUCAACAACCUGUUGGCAAUUUCAAAAUAAUUCGGAGUUUAUCAUCUAGAGUUAUGUCUAAAUUUGAAUUACCAGAACGAUACAAAGGAAAUGAAAAAAGUGUUUGGGUCGAAUACAUUGCUCUGGAUUUAAAGUACAAGCCUUUGAACCUGGGUCAAGGAUUCCCGGAUUUCUUUGCUCCUAAUCAUGUCACAAGCGCAUUGGCUGCUGCUACCAAAAGUGAAAACCCACUUCUCAAUCAAUACACAAGAGGCUUUGGUCAUCCACGAUUGGUCAAUGCUCUUGCGAAAGUUUACUCAAAAGUUUCGAACAGAGAAUUAAAUCCACAGACCGAAAUACUUGUCACAUCAGGAGCAUAUGAAGCCAUUUAUGCGGCAAUUCAAGGUCAUACAAGUAAAGGAGACGAGUGGAUUAUUAUUGAACCGUUUUUUGAUUGUUAUGAGCCUGUAGUACGAACUGCUGGUGGUGUUCCACGUUUUAUUCCUCUUAAACCAAUAAAAACAUCAGGAAUUAUAAGCUCGGCAGAUUGGGUCUUUGAUCGGAAUGAAUUGGCCAGUCUUUUUAAUGAAAAAACAAAGGGAAUAAUAAUCAAUACACCGCACAAUCCCAUCGGCAAAGUAUUUACAAUGGACGAGCUUAAGUUUAUCGCAGAUUUAGCCAAGAAAUGGGACGUUCUUGUCUUAUCAGAUGAAGUUUACGAGUGGAUGGUGUACGAGCCAGCAGAGCACAUCAGAAUUGCAACACUGCCAGACAUGUUUGAAAGGACAAUCACCAUUGGGUCCGCUGGUAAAACAUUCAGCGUGACUGGCUGGAAACUGGGUUGGGCAUACGGCCCAGAAAAUUUGCUCUACAACCUGAAAGUCGUCCACCAAAAUUGCGUGUACACUUGCGCAACUCCAAACCAGGAGGCCGUGGCAAUAGGAUUCGAAGAGGAGUUCAAAAGAUUUGAUCAGCCGGAUUGUUACUUUAAGAGUUUAGCGAAAGAGUUAUUGCCCAAGCGCGAUUACAUGGCCAAGUUUCUCGUCGACGUCGGAAUGUCGCCGACAGUACCCGAGGGCGGCUACUUCAUGGUCGCCAACUGGAAGGCUCUAGAAAAUAAAGUCAGGCUCAAUGAAGAGACGGACAAGUGGCGCGACUACAAAUUCACUAAAUGGAUGACGAAAAAUGUCGGACUCCAAGGAAUACCUCCGUCGGCUUUCUACUGCGACGAGCAUAAAUACCUAGCCGAGGACAACGUUCGUUACUGUUUCAUUAAGAAAGACGAAAACCUGAAGAAAGCUGCAGACAUUUUGCAAAAGUGGAAGUCGAAACAGUAAAUGUUCACCCAGAAAACGAAUUCCGUCAAAGAAAAAUGAUAUUUACCCAAUUAGAUAAAUAAUUGUUGUAUAUUUUUAUAUAAAUAUUUAUAUGAAAUAUAUUUUUAUUGAAUUAAA
Microplitis demolitor is the source of this 2123-nucleotide messenger RNA. It is a transcript of the gene Kyat, whose product is annotated as kynurenine aminotransferase. The transcript has 7 exons. The coding region runs from base 648 to 2006 and encodes 452 amino acids. Gene Ontology annotation, cellular component: cytoplasm; mitochondrion. NCBI's taxonomy places the organism in Eukaryota, Metazoa, Arthropoda, Insecta, Hymenoptera, Braconidae. The record is from RefSeq and is a predicted model, not a curated record. Gene Ontology annotation, molecular function: L-kynurenine:2-oxoglutarate transaminase activity; pyridoxal phosphate binding. Gene Ontology annotation, biological process: biosynthetic process.